Haliaeetus leucocephalus (bald eagle) is the source of this 635-nucleotide messenger RNA. RefSeq names its product DAZ associated protein 2 (gene DAZAP2). The record is from RefSeq and is a predicted model, not a curated record. The transcript has 4 exons. Bases 118 to 543 code for a protein of 141 amino acids. NCBI's taxonomy places the organism in Eukaryota, Metazoa, Chordata, Aves, Accipitriformes, Accipitridae.
CCUUUGUCGGGCUUCCUGCCUUCUCAUCGCUCCCAGUUCCGGCAAAAGGGACAAUAUCCCACCCAGCCGUCCUACCCCGUCCAGUCUCCCGCCAACCCCGCCGUGUACCCACAGACUAUGCCCCUUCCACAGCCACCGCCCUACACAGACGCACCUCCUGCUUAUUCCGAGCUUUACCGUCCCAGCUUUGUGCCUCUGGGGGCUGCCACCGUACCGACGAUGUCUGCGGCAUAUCCGGGCACUUCUGUCUUCCUGCCCAUGGCCCAGUCUGUGGCCGUGGGUCCGAUCGGCUCGUCGGUCCCGAUGGCAUAUUACCCCGUGGGACCGGUUUAUCCUCCGGGAUCGACAGUCCUUGUUGAAGGUGGCUUUGAUGCUGGAGCAAGGUUUGGGGCUGGUGGAACAGCCAGCAUCCCUCCCCCCCCUCCUGGCUGUCCCCCCAAUGCUGCCCAGCUGGCCGUAAUGCAGGGAGCCAAUGUCUUGGUGACGCAACGGAAGGGAAACUUCUUCCUGGGAGGCUCAGACGGCGGCUACACUAUCUGGUGAAGAAGGAAGGGGAACGGGGGGAGAGGGGGGGGGCUACAUUUGUGUAAGGAAAGACAUCACAUACUGUCAGCACUUCUCACGAUGUAACUGCU